This is a messenger RNA of Colletotrichum phormii, 2622 nucleotides long. Its product is annotated as inheritance of peroxisomes protein 1-domain-containing protein. The transcript is spliced from 2 exons. Lineage: Eukaryota; Fungi; Ascomycota; Sordariomycetes; Glomerellales; Glomerellaceae. Gene Ontology annotation, biological process: peroxisome inheritance. Gene Ontology annotation, cellular component: extrinsic component of intraperoxisomal membrane. The record is from RefSeq and is a predicted model, not a curated record. Bases 1 to 2622 code for a protein of 873 amino acids.
AUGGAAUCUCUUCGCCCUGCCUAUCUGGCCCCUCGCCGCGUCGCAACCGCCCCGAUACCAACACACUUGUCACGCCCGGCACCGUCCACAUCGGCCGGUGGCCUCGUCGAAACACUAUACAACCACCCCAAUGUCAAGAUCGUAGCAUUCGCUGCUGCUUCCAGAGGCCGAGCUCGGAGUCCAGGUCGUGGCCCUUCAGAUGAGCCCGGCUCUUUGUCUGCCCACUCGCAGCUGGAGAGGACAAUUGCCAUUGGGCCGUUCCGAAUAUACCGUACAGGAUCCGUCGCCUUCUUGAACUGCGGCUCUGCCCUGCAGCCAAUGUUGCCCAAGAGUCAAUGCUGGGCCCUAGCCGAAGACUCCAGCAAAUUCGUCCUACAAAUUCGCCGACCCAAUUACUGGAGGAUUGAGAUUCCCGUCACCAAUGCCGAUGAACUGGAAUUGGCAGCGGCACUGAAGGGUGUUUGGGAUCAAAUACUACAGUUCGAGAAGACGGAAUGCCCUUUCAAACGGUCCUUUACAGUCAUCCUCCCCGAGAAACCAAAAACACCCGUCAAAAAGCGACCAUGGACACCUCCAGUCAAACGAGCCCUGCCUGUCCUAUCGACCCCUGCUCACGAAGUCGAAGUGUCACCGACCCCGAAGGCUCUGACGCCUAACACCGGUAGGAGAGCUUCGACAUCUUCUCUCCGCGGUAGAAGCGAGCAACGCCGGCUCUCCACCGUCAGCAAUGACUUUCAUUCAACCUCAAGAUCCCGUGAACCUAGUGCCGAAAUACCGAAAGCGGCAGAGCCCAGGGAUGCCGCACUAACUCCCACGGCCGAGAGACCAGCCGCUGCGACAGAAUUGAAGAUUCUCAAGCGUGGAGCGGAGGCAACCCGCAAUAUCGACAGCAACAAUACGGCUCAAGAGGUGACUGAUCAGGGAGGUCCUACGUGUGAUCUGAUCAAGAUAGAGAAGACCGAGCCCAAGGAGAACCAUGAAGAGUCCAUGUUUGAGUACUCCAUCGCCGAGGAAGUGGAACCCGAAGACGAUGCUCAACAGCCAGAUCUGAAGGCUCCCGCCGAGGAGCUGUCAACAAAGUCACUAGGAAUCCAAGUUGCGAAUGGUGGCAUUGGUGCACGAAACAACGCCGGCGAAGAGGUGAAUGCCGCUGCGGUCUCGUCAGCGUCCCAUUUCGCCCCGCUACUCACAACCGUGACAGCCCCUUCGACAGAGACGGACGAUUGCGAAAAGGUCGCCCAGAGCCCUAGAGUUCCUCAAGCUUCUAUCAAAAUCGACGACUCAUUGACCCAGCCGAAGGAAAGCAAAACAGAUAUCCAGGUGGAGACUGUGGUGACUGUUGAGCGGCCAGUGACUGAUCGGCGACUGCAAAACGAUAUCAGGGAACAGCUCGUCACUGUGGAGGCAUUGCCCAAGACACCUCUGUCGGCUGAGGCAAGCACACCCACGCCUACUAACAUUUAUGACGUGAUCCGGAACUACGAGAUCAAGAUGGCCGCUGCGACUCCCGAGUCUACAUUGGCCACCGAACCUGUCGCUGAGCCCGAGACCGUGUGCGAGAAAUCUGCAGUGGAGACGGCGAAUACCAGCGGGAAUGGAUCAAGCAGCGAAUCACAGUCCGCGACCGACGAAGAGGCAGUUCUCGAGGGAAGCGGAGUUGUGGGUGGCAGAAGAAAGAAGCUUCGCGGGUUCCGAGCCGGCAGGGCUCUCGUUCCCCCACAGUUGACUCUCGUAACUUCGCCGCCCUCAAAGUCGGCUAUGAGAUCAACUCCGAUUCUGGAUGAAACCACUUCGCCUACCGGCUCUACAGACUCAUUCCACAGUUCAAAGUCGUGGCACUCGCCCGCUCACUCGCCAAUCACGCCUGUCCCAAGGUCUCCUGCCUCAGACGUGUCACCGACGAGAUUCCCAUACCCUCACGAUAACAUUUUGAUUCCCAAGAAGCCUUGGCACUACCGCGAUAUCUCCGAUCUGACUGUCACCCCGGAGACUCGGCGAACUUGGGAUGCGACUUCGUCCCUUACCGACGACAGCUCGCUAGAGAGCGCGGCCACCGCGCCAGACAUGGUGUCUGAGGUGGUUGAGCAGCCUGACAAGGUUGCCCUUUCCGAGGAUGAAGCCACAACCACGGCUGUUGUGCGUCGCCCUUACAUUCGACACAGGUCAACCACGAGCAGCAUUUCGGUCGGCCGCAAAGCGCUCUCCCCUCUGCCGACAGCGGCCAACCUUUUUGCGCCCACGAGCACUCAGGCGAGGUAUCAUCCCCUGAGAAGCCGCCUGGAACUUGUCCGCAGACUCCCCAUGGCCAUCGUGUCCAAGACCUGCGAGGUCCUUCUGGGUCCCCCGAGUCAUCUUAUCGCCCUGAUGCUCCAGGUGGCCGCUAAGAUUGCCGCCGGACAAUGGCGCGGUAUGAUGUUCGGGUUCGGCGAGGGCGGCGAGACGAUUCCCGUGCAAUGGGACUACUCUGAUGACGAGUACGAUAGCUGGGGCGAGAACGACGAUUACUAUCUCAGCCAAGUCGAAUCAUCGCGUGCGAACAGCGUGAUCGGGACUGACGACGGCGAGAAUGACGAGGCUACCGACAACGCGAACGGCACGGGUCGCGGGUGGGAGGUCGACUGA